Messenger RNA from Spea bombifrons (plains spadefoot toad), 996 nucleotides. Its product is annotated as cyclin-dependent kinase inhibitor 1B-like. Gene Ontology annotation, cellular component: cytoplasm; nucleus. The transcript is spliced from 3 exons. Gene Ontology annotation, biological process: G1/S transition of mitotic cell cycle; regulation of cell cycle; negative regulation of cell population proliferation. Gene Ontology annotation, molecular function: cyclin-dependent protein serine/threonine kinase inhibitor activity; protein-folding chaperone binding. The record is from RefSeq and is a predicted model, not a curated record. NCBI's taxonomy places the organism in Eukaryota, Metazoa, Chordata, Amphibia, Anura, Pelobatidae. Bases 50 to 529 code for a protein of 159 amino acids.
AUUGGGCAGCGCAGGAACCCGGUGACCCGCUGACAGCCCACUGAGCCCCAUGUCGGGCGUACGUCUGUCCCCGGGAUCCCCCGGUGUGGAACGGGUGUCCCGGGCCCCCGGCUCCCCGAGAGCCCCCACCCGCCGCCGCCUGUUCGGGGCGGUAGAUCAUGAGAACCUGUCCCGGGAUCUGGACCGUUGCCGCCGGGAGAUAGAGGACGAGCAGCGGCUCCGCUGGAACUUCGACUUUGUUAAUGAGCGGCCCCUGGAGGGGCCCCUGAGCUGGGAGCCCGCGGGGCCCGACAUACCGGAGUUCUACCGGCGAGGGCCACACCCAAAACCGGGCGUACCGCCCAUCAGCCAGCACCGAAAAACGGGCACCGAGGAGGAUACACGGGGCAAAAAGAGGAGCGGAGAACUGACAGACUCGUCUUCUACCAAUAUGAAGAAAUCCCACAGAACAGAGCCUGGACAAACAUCUGAGGGAGACCUAACGCCACCUCCUGAGCAGACCCCCAAGAAGAGCAGACCAAGCACGUAAAGGAAUGGGAUUCCAGUUCCACCCUCCCUCCAGUGCUGGCUGACUCCUGCCCACUCAGCCCGUGGACUCUGUCACUGGUGGGAGAUUCCUACAAGCACUGAUACAGAGUAACACUACAGAGCCCGGGCAUAAGAUGUAGCAUUUGUGCAAUUAGGCACCAGUACCAGCUCCUCUCACUACCUGUGUAAUUGUCAUCUCUCCCAAUGUAGCACAUAAGACUUUUUUUUUUGUUUUGUAUGAUUUUUCAGAGAGGGGUGUGGGGUGAAAAGGGGGUGUCCCCCCCCGAUUCAAGUGAAGCGAAUUGGGGCUAAUUUAGCACAUCACUUGAUCUUCAACUUCCGCACGGGGAGGCCCGAGACCCCUUUAUGUUGCACUUCCAACGUCAUUAUCAUUUAAAACAUCGUAUACUGAAUCAAUGAAAGCCGCCGGAGCUGAUAAUUCUAAAUGAUUUGCGUUUUACAUUUCAU